Pestalotiopsis fici W106-1 is the source of this 1332-nucleotide messenger RNA. RefSeq lists its product as uncharacterized. Bases 1 to 1332 code for a protein of 443 amino acids. NCBI's taxonomy places the organism in Eukaryota, Fungi, Ascomycota, Sordariomycetes, Amphisphaeriales, Sporocadaceae. The transcript has a single exon. The record is from RefSeq and is a predicted model, not a curated record.
AUGUCCCCGACGCCUGCCAAUCCGCGUUGGCCAAAGCCAAAGCCAAAGUCACCAGCAGCAGCAGCAUCAGUAGCACCACUGCCGCUACCAACCCCGGACGAGAUAACCUUUCUGACCCCGGACCCGUUUGUCCCCAAGCCCCUGGUCGCCGACAUACUCCGGACGCGCUACUGCAUCCCCGGGUCCAUCUUUCUGGUCGAGGGCGUCGACACCUUUCGCGCUGGAUCAUCAUCAUUAUCAUCCUCUGUCCACCGGUCCAAGAAUCGAUGGCGCGGCAUGCGCCUGCUGCUGGGCGACGGCGAGCUGUGUAUCCAGGCUCUGCUCGCUGGUGAUAUGCACAGUUAUGUCGACCGCGGCGACGUCGCCCCAGGUGCCUACGUCAGCCUGGAGAGCUUCACAUUGGAGCGUGCGGUUACCGAGCAGCACGGCGGUGGCAACAGUCAUGAGAAGGGCAAGGGCAAGAUGGUGGGCGACCACCAGAACGCGGCCGGCGUCGUCUACCUUGCCGUGACUAAUCUGAUCACGGUCGGCUGGAACAAUCGGCUGCUGGCCAUGCUCGAUGCCGAAGAGGUUGAUGUGGGCCCCGUUACUGAGCCUGAGCAUGCAUCCGAAGAAGACGCCGGCAUACCCAAGGAGGCUGAGGUCAAGGCUGUAGUCGCGACGGAGACGGAGCCGAACCCAGAGCCAGAGUCAGCCGAGGGCAUUGCUCGUCCUCGGCAACAUCCCGACGUGGACCUUCUCAGAGAAGUAGCGGAUGCCGCCGAGGAGGACGAAGACGACGAUUUCUUUGAAGUCAUGGAGGUUUCCCAGGAUAGAUCAGCCCAAAAGCGAGCCGAAGUCAUGGCCGCAAGGGCAGCUUCCUCACUGUCCGACUACUCGGUACCCGUCGAUCCAGACCAGCUGCCGUGGUCCAGCAUGGAUCCAACCAAGCCUCUCAAGCUCACCACCCUGCGCGCGAUACCCAACCUGCCGUACAAGCAGAACUGGUCCACCAAUGUCCUAGCUAUUGUUGCCUCCAUCUCCGAUGUCCAGGCCUCGCCCCUGCCCCCCUUCAGCCAGAGGGUGGCCCGGCUUGCGCACCCGUCUACACCAAAGCAGGUCCACCUGACCGUGUUCCUCGACGCGCACGACUUUACCCCUCGUGUCGGCAGCGUUGUUUUGCUGCUUGGGGUCAAGAACCACCGGUUCGACGGCGGUAGUCUGAAGAAAUAUGCCAGUGACAAGCUCAAGAGUGGUACCAGAUGGUGGUUUGACGAUCCUGUCGAGUUUACUUGGUGUGAUGUCAAGGGGCUCCAUACAUGGUGGCAUCAGAAGCAGCUUGACGAGCAUUGA